Parnassius mnemosyne (clouded apollo) is the source of this 1506-nucleotide messenger RNA. The record is from the annotation of a GenBank genome assembly. Lineage: Eukaryota; Metazoa; Arthropoda; Insecta; Lepidoptera; Papilionidae.
AUGCUUUUAGAUGGUAAGCAUUGUAUUUUACCGAUUUUCGAUAAACCUGAUUAUAGCAACUCGUUAGUACUCGCACCUCGAAGUGAGUCUAUACAUUAUGUGUAUUUCAAUAAGGAAGUGGAAGAGGAUUGUUUUGUGUGCGCGAGAGAGAUAGAAAAGGAUGUAUUUUUGGCAGGAACUAUUGUUCAACCGAAAAAUAAACGCGUUCCAAUUACGAUUUUAAAUACUAGAGAUGAGGAAAUAAGAUUAAACAAUUUUACUUUAGAUGUGGAACCUUUGAGAGAGUAUAACAUUUUUAAAUUUGGUCAAUGUAAAUGUAGCUCCAAUAGGGCUAAAUCUUUGUUACCUUUAUUAGAACUUACUCAUUUAAACAAUGAAGAGAAAGAAUCUAUUGAAACCAUUUGUUCUAAAUAUUCUGAUAUUUUCUUCUUACCAGGUGAUAAAUUAGAAACUACUAAUAUUUGCGAACAUACCAUUACAUUAAAAAAUAAAAGUAAUCCAAUAUAUAAAAAACAAUAUAGAUUACCACAUGCAUUAAAAACUGAAGUAAAUAAACAAAUAACAAAGAUGCUCGAUGACGACAUUAUCGACGAAUCUUCUAGCGAAUGGUCAAGUCCUAUACUAUUAGUACCUAAAAAGUCUGAAAGCUCACAGAAAUGGCGUUUAGUAAUCGAUUUCCGUAAAUUAAAUGAAAACAUUGUAGAUGAUAAAUUUCCGUUACCCAACAUAAAAGACAUCUUAGACUCACUAUCUGGUUCAAUUUACUUUACUCAUCUAGAUUUACAACAAGGAUACUACCAAGUAAAAUUAGCACCUGAAAGCAGAAAAUACACAGCUUUUUCAACUAGUACAGGACAUUACCAAUUAAAACGUUUACCGAUGAGUCUUAAAACUUCCUGUAGUGCUUUCAGUAGGGUCAUGUCAAUAGCAAUGUCAGGACUAGCGUUUGAGAAGUGUUUCAUUUAUUUAGAUGACCUUAUUACGUUUCGAAGGUCUUUAGCUACUCAUAACCAAAAUUUGAUAGACGUUUUUGAAAGAUUGAGGAAGGUAAAUUUAAAACUAAAUCCCGCUAAGUGUCAAUUUCUAAAAAAGAAAAUUUUAUAUCUUGGUCAUGUAGUAACCGCUGAUGGUAUAGCACCUGACCCAGAAAAAACUAAAGUUCUAGAUAAGUUUCCAGUUCCUCAAAAUGCCGAUGAAGUAAGACGCUUUGUUGCUUUUUGCAAUUACUAUAGAAAAUUUGUACCUUCAUUUGCUACCAUAACAAUGCCUUUAAAUAAUUUACUAAAAAGGGAUGUACCUUUCAUUUGGAAUUCAGAUUGCCAAAAUGCAUUUAAUUUCUUAAAAAACACUUUAAUUUCUCCACCAAUAUUAGAAUACCCAGACUUUGGUAAAACUAAUGAAUUUGUACUGCAAACAGACGCCUCAGACUUGGCUGUAGGAGCUGUGCUGUGUAAUAAAAAUAGAAAACCAAAAAUAGAAAACCAAAGAAAGGUUGUUAUUUAUUAA